AUGGCUACUGUUCUUGCCGUCGGCGUCGGCGUUGCCGCAGCUGCUUUCUUCGGUCGCGCAGGUCUCGUUGCUCUCCGAAGAUCAAGAGGAGGCAGCGCAUUAGGCAAAGCAUACUACAAAGGUGGAUUUGAGAAGACGAUGAACCGACGAGAAGCGGCCUUGAUCCUCGAGACUUCAGAACGAGGCAUCACAAAGGACAUGAUCAGAAAGAAGCAUCGGCAGAUGAUGCUUUUGAACCACCCGGAUCGAGGAGGUAGCCCGUAUCUGGCCACGAAGAUCAACGAGGCGAAGGAGCUGUUAGAAAAGACUUCGUGA
Messenger RNA from Ramularia collo-cygni, 315 nucleotides. Its product is annotated as probable Mitochondrial import inner membrane translocase subunit tim14. The transcript has 3 exons. Gene Ontology annotation, molecular function: ATPase activator activity. Gene Ontology annotation, biological process: protein import into mitochondrial matrix. Gene Ontology annotation, cellular component: PAM complex, Tim23 associated import motor. The coding region runs from base 1 to 315 and encodes 104 amino acids. NCBI's taxonomy places the organism in Eukaryota, Fungi, Ascomycota, Dothideomycetes, Mycosphaerellales, Mycosphaerellaceae. The record is from RefSeq and is a predicted model, not a curated record.